CACUUCAGGUCGUCGAUACGGACAAGAUGUGGAGCUCUGUGUGGAGCUCGGCGCUGCCCCUGCUGGUCAGUCUGAGUCCUGCAGUUCUGUUCCUGCUGCAGCUUCCUGACUACACUGCCACACAGGAAGGACACUGGCAGGACUACAAAUAUGGCCACCAUGGCUCAGAGCUGCACAACAGCAAACGUUUCUGCACCUGGAAAUGUGUCCUGUUCACCCUGCAGUGGCCCGGAGCAUUCUGUCAGUCUUUGGACCAGGAGACUCUGUGCAUGAUUCCUCCGAGUGUAAACAACUGGACGAUCCACGGUCUGUGGCCUUUUAAGGUGUUUCAUUGCUGCAACUGCUGGCCAAUGUUCCAGUCUGACGUCCAGGAGCUGGAGGCAGAGCUGACUGAACACUGGCCGUCCUUACUGAAAACUAAACCCAGCUUCCACUUCUGGAGAGAGGAGUGGGAGAAACACGGUGUGUGUGCAGCAUGUGUUGAAGGAAUGAACUCUCCCAUGAGAUACUUCCAAAUCUGCCUCAAACUACGACAACAGUUUGAUAUCCACAAGAUGCUGGAGGACGCUGGUAUCACUCCAUCCUGUGAACGACCCUACAAGGUUGCAGAGGUUCAUCAGGUCCUGGCUCCUCAUCUGGGAGACAAACAUGAGAUCCAGUGUGUUACAGAUGACCAGGACCGAGAGGUGUGGUUUCAGGUGAAGAUCCCUCUGUCUCGCAACCUGACCGUCGGCUGUGAUCACCAAGGCGACGCUGAAAGGGACCCAGCGUUGGGGUCUGGCUCAGGACGGAACCGCUCCCACGGCCACCCCUGCCCUCCUCGGGUCCCUUUCUACUACUUCCCCAUCGACCACCAGCAGCCGCAGCGGCCCUGCGGCUAACAGCCACAGCAGCUCGCUGUUUAUCCUCUUCAAUGAUUGUGUGUGGGAUUAAUAGCAGUUAAUAACAGAUGUGAAUACAGAAUGUCAGACUUUAGAGUUUGUAUCUGACACCUCUGAGGAAUCAAACGUGUAACUGAACAGAUCAACAAAUAAAGAAUUAAUAUGUGAAGGAA
Messenger RNA from Epinephelus lanceolatus (giant grouper), 1054 nucleotides. It is a transcript of the gene rnaset2l, whose product is annotated as ribonuclease T2, like. The record is from RefSeq and is a predicted model, not a curated record. Gene Ontology annotation, cellular component: extracellular region. NCBI's taxonomy places the organism in Eukaryota, Metazoa, Chordata, Actinopteri, Perciformes, Serranidae. Gene Ontology annotation, biological process: RNA catabolic process. Gene Ontology annotation, molecular function: RNA binding; ribonuclease T2 activity.